Messenger RNA from Parasteatoda tepidariorum (common house spider), 9848 nucleotides. RefSeq names its product ceramide synthase schlank (gene schlank). Gene Ontology annotation, biological process: ceramide biosynthetic process. Lineage: Eukaryota; Metazoa; Arthropoda; Arachnida; Araneae; Theridiidae. Gene Ontology annotation, cellular component: membrane. The record is from RefSeq and is a predicted model, not a curated record. Gene Ontology annotation, molecular function: DNA binding; sphingosine N-acyltransferase activity.
UUGGCAAAGCGUAUUGUUUUCGUCUAAUAAAACGGAGGAGGAGAAGGACAUAUUUUACUCAACUCUCUCCUAGUCAUGGUUGUGUGCUCUCUUUCGUGUUUGAAAUUUGGGCGUUUCUCGUACUCUUUAAUUUAAUGUAUUUCUUUCAUUUUUAAGCAUUUAAAUGGAAAUAUUAUCAAACAUAAACACUUGGUUUUGGAAUGACUACGUUUGGUUACCUCCAAAUGUUACAUGGGAUGAUAUUCGCGAUACCGGCACAGUAAAGUACGCGCAAUUUAGUGACCUGAAUUAUGCAUUUAAUGUAGCUAUAGCUCUUCUGAUCAUUCGAUACAUUCUUGAAAAAUCUAUCUUUGCUCCCAUUGGUUGUUAUCUUGGACUCAAACCAAAAACCUAUAAAUUGCGUGAUAAUCCAGUACUUGAAAAAGCUUACAAAGAAAAUGGAAAGCUAGAACCUAAACAAUUACAAGGUUUAGCCAAACAAACAGAUUUGAGUGAGAGAGAAAUUCAGCGAUGGUUUCGUAAAAGAGUCUCUCGCAAUAAACCAUCCACCCUCAAUAAGUUCACAGAGAGCGCAUGGCGAUUUACUUUUUACCUAGGUGCUUUUUCAUAUGGGCUAUAUGCCUUAUGGGAUAAACCAUGGCUUUUAGACACAAAUUUUUGCUGGUAUGAUUACCCUCAUCAUAGUAUGACAAAUGAUAUUUGGUGGUACUACAUGCUUGAGUUAGGUUUCUAUUGGUCUCUAACUUUUUCCCAGUUUUUGGAUACCAAGAGAAAGGAUUUCAUGCAAAUGUUUGUCCAUCAUAUUGUUACUAUAUUGUUGUUGACUUUUUCAUGGACAUCAAAUUUGUUCCGUGUCGGCAGCUUAGUACUCGUAAUCCACGAUUUUGCUGAUGUUCCUCUUGAAGCUGCAAAGAUGGCAAAGUAUGUUGAGAACCAACGUGUGGCAGAUGCCAGUUUUGCAGUUUUUACAGUGGCCUGGAUCAUUUCAAGACUUGGCCUUUAUCCUUACAGAAUAAUCUACAGUACAAUGUAUCAAGCUUUGUUGAUUGUACCCAUGUUUCCUGCAUAUUAUGUUUUUAAUACAUUGUUAUGCGCCUUGCAAGUUUUACACAUUGUUUGGACUUGGAUGAUCGUAAAAAUUGCCUUGAGAGCUGUCUCUGCUACCAAUCCGGGUGUGAAAGAUUUGCGCAGUGAUAGUGAAGAGAGCUGCGAAAGUAGCAGUGAAAAUGAAGCCAAAGACAGAUCUAGUCAGGAUGGUAACUGCUCUCUGCCUUCUCGGACAUCAUGAUUUAACAUUCAUUGCAUUCCACUGUUGGGUAAAUAAAGCCUAAAGGGGUUAUUCCAAAGAAAUUUUUUUUUCAGUAUUUUUUGCGCUUAUUUUUUUAAAGAAUUUUUUCUUUUGCUUUAUCAGUCAGGGACACAUAUAUUAGCUUUUUUUAGUACAUGUGGAAAUACUCUGCUUCUACUUUUUUUAAGAUUAGUUGCAUGAUUACUUGUGCUCUUAUUUCGCAUCUGUGUUUUUCAGGAUGAAGUGAGAUAAAGCUAACUGUUAUUGACUUGUUAUUGACUCGUAUCUGUUAAUAGGUAGCUGGAUCCGAGUACCGUAACGUCUUCACUGUAACUCAUGGUGAAAAGUAAUUCUUUAAAAUAUUGGUACUCAAUUUUUUACUACUCUCCUUUUUAAAUGUUAUGCUGCCUCAUUUUCAUAAUGACCUUGUUAUGCGAGUCGCAAAAUUAAUUGGACAUUAUCGAUUGACUUUUGUUUACAAAUCUAUUAGGUUAAAUUUUUUCUAAUUAAACUCAUGUUAUUUGAGACUGAAAACGUCUUAACUGAUUGUUCAACACAAUUAUAAAUAUCUUCUUUUCUAAGUUUAUUACUAGAAAAUGAGUUUUGAUCUUACAUCUGGCUUUUUCAUAUUGAUAUAGAGUUUUAAUAUCUUAAAAUUAUAAAAAUAUUUUCUUGUAAUGGAUUUAUGGGCAUUGGUGAAAAUUUGUUAGCUAUAUUUCUAAAUUUAACUGGUAAGCCAUUUAGUAAAUUCCUCAAGGUCUUUUAUUUUAGAUGCAUAACAUUUCAUGUGUUACAUGGUACUCGUUUUCAAUGCCUGUGUAAUUGAUAAGUAUAUUGUCUGUUAACGAUUGUGUGGGACUUUAAUUUUUUUUAGGAAAACUUUUGUGAUGUAAAGAAAGAUUUAUUUAUGUAGUUAUUUGAGCUUCAAGCUCUUCAUUUGGUUAUGAUUUUUAUUUUUGUGUUAUUUAGAGCGCUGUACUUAUUUACAUAUUGCAAAAAUUUAUUUAUUGCUACUUACAUUUGUGGUGAUGUAUCAUUCAAAAAACGAUAUAAGCAAUUAUUUGUAAAAAUUAUUUUUAUAUGUUUUGCAUUCCAUUAUAUUAAUUGUGGACCGUCCGCUUGCCAAAUGUCUGAUGUUAUAGCAUUAUGUAUAUGAUCUGUAAUAAUUUUAUGAAAUUAUAUGAAUUUUCCAAAACCGCACACACUGUUUGAGUUUUAAAAUAACAUUGAAUGCUUAAAGCAGUCUUAGUGUAGCUUAUUUUUUUAUUAUGUUUGAUAGUUUAUUUACAGUUUCAUGUCAAGAAAAUUGCUUUUGGAUAUUUGUAAAAUACACAUUAUUUGUAAAUUUUUCACUGAUUUCUAUGUUAAUUGUAAUGAAAGUUUUUUUGUGUUAAAGAUAUUUACUCACAAACAUUUCUUAAGGAUGCUCCGAUUGAUCUCAUUUUUGUUCUUCUUAUAAAAUAAUGUCCCCUUCAACAAUGUUCUUGUAAAUACUAUGGCAAUUAUUACUAUUGCUUCUUAACUUUGAAAAAUAAAUUUUUUCACGUCUCCACCUUUAAACAAUGCAUUAUUACAUUUUUAUACAUUUUUUUUUCCUUUUUAACUCUGUACAUAGAAUUUGAAAGACAAAGCUACAUUGCUAUUUCUUUCAUACCCUAUUGCACCGCCGCAGUAUUUAUGAGAAUAUUAUGCUGAAUUUCUUAAAUUGACUGUCAAUUUAUUUUUCACAGUGUGAUCACAUGCUCAUUAAUAUCACAACUUUUAUUCCCACACUUUUUUUCCUUUCUAUAAUUAAAUUAAAUUUUCAAUUAUAAAAUUUUUUACUGCCCUGCCCCCCUUUUUUUUGUUGAAAUAAAUCUGGUAAUUCUAUGUAUUGAUGAAGUAGGGAUCAUUGAUUUGUUUCUUUGUAUUGCAGACAGUUAAAAAUUCUUUUUUUCAGUAUGAAUCAUUUUCUUCUAUAAGGCACUUAAAAUAAUUGCUAUGUGUAAAGAGGAACUAAUUUACUUUUUGUACCCCUACUUUCUAAAAAAGAAGAUGAGCACAUUAUUGUGAAAUUAUGCUUAUCAACUGACUUUUAUUUCUAAACAAAAGAUUUCAUUUCAGGAUAUUUUUGAAAACCUCUCCCUUUUUUUAUUAACUUUUACAAAUUUUUUUUUUCCCAUUUGAAGAUUAAUUUUUAUUUCUUCACCCACAAGUUAGCAAAUUUAUUUAUUCAGUAAUUAAAUUCAAAGAAAUUUAUUGGUGCAUUUCGUAAACUUUAAUAAUUAUCUUUAUUCAAUUGAGAUGCAUUGGAAGAUUUUUGACUAUAGUAUAAAAAAGUAACUCCUGUAAUUUCAGUUAAAUAUUUUAUUUUAAUAUUAAUAUUGAUAUCUAUUAAUGAAAAAAGAAUAAUUACCACCCAUUGAAAAAUUUAGGCACAAGUUACGUCCUUUUUUUGUUGUUUUUUCAUCUGAAACAUCUAUAGAUCUGUCUGAUUGUCAUUUGUCUUUAGAUAAAGAACAAAUGUUUCUUGAUUUCCCAUAAAAAAAUGAAUAUUUUUACGUUGGUGUAAAUUUUGAAAUUCUUUUAUGUGAGCGUGUUAUGAUAUUGGCUUUGUGUUAUACAAAUGUUAUAUAUGCUUUGAGUUGGUGUAUAAGUCAGGGAAUUUAAUACUUAUGAAUUAUUUUUUCAUACAUUUAGAUUUAUUAUUUUGUAUAUUUUCUUUUUGUGAUUCUAAUAUUUGCUGAAGUUAUUUUGAGCUUGUUAUUGUUAGAGCUUGUUCUAAGGUUUGAAAAUAGUUUCUGGUUUUCUUUGUAUUAAUUCAUUCAACAUUAACUGUUGACCCAUUCAUGGUUGGGUUAAUUGUAAUAAUGUUGAUUAUGUCAUCUGCAUUUCUCUAGUUUAAUCUUUUUUUGUCCUUAAAGCAACUUUUUCCAUAGUUAUCAAAAUUAUAUUUUUACAAUGAAAAGUUCAGCAAUACAGUUAACUUUUGGUAUAUCAUGCUUAAUAUUUUAGAUAAUCAUAUUUAAACAAAUGCAGUAAUAUUGUGAGAAAAAGUAAUUUACAUUUCUCUCUUAAUAUAACAUUGAUUUUAAAAUUUGAUGUAAUAAAACUAAUCAAGCUCAAAAAAUUUACAAAUUUUUGCAAAUGCUUUUUAUUAAGUUUUGAGUUUAAAUUUUUUUGUAUCUAUUUAAUGUAAAAACCUAAAAGAAUAUUUUUUGUUAUUAUAAAAGAAUAUAUUUAUUUUCAUUUCACAAUCUCUUAUCUGAUGUAUUUGAACUUGCAAUGUAUAUUUGAACUGCUUUUAUGUGCUUUUUGUAGAUUUAAUGGCUUUAAAAUGGGUGUUUUUAUUAAGCUGACCCAGUCAACCAAAUUCAUUUAAACUUUUUUUAAUGUUUUUCUGUGAUAUGACAGUUCUAAAUUAUAAAAGCUUUUUAUUUACGAUUAAAACUAAUCUUUAUUGAAAACUUGGUAUAAGUGUUGUGUGUUAAAAGAUAUGAAAAUAGAUAAAUUUAUGUCCAUAAAAAGGCAGCUUUACAUUUACUGGUUUUUUUAUUUAUCUUUUACUCUAUAAAUUUAGGAAAUGCAUUACUUUUUUUUAUUUAAAAUCUGCACAAUAGAGCUGAAAGAUGUCAUAGUUUUAGUGUUAUAUAGCAUCAGGAAAUAUGAAACACAUCACUGAUUUUUCAAAAUUUCACUAUAUAAAGUGCCCCUUAAGCCUGGAACCACCCUCCCAACUUUUUAAUGUCUAGGUAUAGUAAAGUGGCUAUACACUAUUUGAAAAGACUUUACAGCAUCACCUGGUGGAAAACUGAAGAAUUAGAAAUCUCCAAAACUGUACUAGAUAGGAAAAAGAUGAAUUAUAAAGUAAGGUAGUAUCAGCUUUGUAGUAUCGACUUGAUAACAUCUAUUUUGCAAAACUUUAGUAGACAACAAAAGAAAACUUAGAACUCUCCUUUAUUUGUUCUAGAUUUCCUAGACGAAGAGAUUUUAGACAGAAAAUAACUAGUUACCGUAUGCCUCUAUUUUUCAUACAAACCAUAAAACAAAUAAGAGUAGGCAUUUUUUAAUCAAAAGAUUUUUUUUUUGCUUUCAAAAAUUUAGAUAUUUAAUGGUGUAGGGAGGGAAGAAAAAACAAAUGUUUGAUUUAAGUGUUCUUUUUUCUUGUUGCCACUAACUGUUUAUUUGUACUAAAUAAAUGAUGUCAUGAGCCUUAGUACUCUACUUUUUCUUCCCAUCUAUUUUAAGGAUGGUUGAUUUUCUGUUCAGUUUUCCACCAGAUGGUGCUGCAUGGCAUUUUUUUAAAGUAGGUUUAUAGCCUUUUUGCUUAACCUAAACAUUACUUUUAUAGCUAGAGCUUAAGCUGGCAGUUAGGGUGGUUCAAGUUUUUAUUGACAUCUUCUCUGUUGCAAAAUAGUUAGUCAUUGUUGAAGAAAAUAGCACCCAAAUUUACUAACUAUUGAUACAUAUAUAUAUAUAAAAAAAAAAGGACUUACAUUUAUUUAGUUUGAGAUUUCCUUCCCUUUCAUUUUUUUAGUUUUGUAGCAAUUCAAGGAACACAAAUAUUUCAAAUCUAGUGAAAUGAUCUGUUCAAAACAUAGUGUCUCUGUAUGCAUUCAAUGUAUAUACAAGAGAUCCGGACUAUGUAAAUUAUUAGAAAUUUGUCUAGACUAUUAUAAGUAGCUCGUAAAAAUUCAUUUGAGUAAUUAGCUUUAUAUCUUAGGGGGAAAAAAGCCAUUAGCCAUAUAAACGCUUGAAAAACGAGCGGUAAAAAAUUAGAAUUAUGCAUAUUACUCAGAUUUAAUUGCUAACUUACCUUUGAAAUUUAACUUUCUCACUAUGCUAAUAAAAUCAUAUAGUUUUUGAGUAGGUUCAAACACUCAUUAUGUAAGAUUAGAGUUGGGUGAAUAAUAAGUAUGUAAAUAGCGAAAAAAAAAAUUUUUUUUUAAUGCAAUUUUGUGAAGGCAUUCAUUUCAAAAGAAUUACAGAAACAUUUUUCAUAUUUAGCCCAGUAUAUAAUUCCAUGACUGAGAUAAUUAUAUUUGAUUGUCGCGUAUGACUAAGAUAAUUAUAUUUGUGUGUCCAGUUUAUGGAAUUUUGAGUCAAUUCAAAUUUAAACAUACUUGAUCUGCAAUAUAGUUUAAUACUUUGACAAUAAAUUAAACUUUUUUUUUAAUACGAUAAAAGAAAAGCUGUUAAUGUUAUUUUGUGAAUGUUUAAGAAGAUAAAUUCACCUUUUCCAAAUUUUUCUUGCUAACACUAUAAAAAUUAUCGAAGAACAAAUACAAUUAAAAUCUUUCCUUUUCUUAAAAAAAAUAAAUAAAAAUGAUUUUAUUCAUUUUGCGGUAUUGUUACAGGUAACUACAAACAAACUUAUUUAUAAUGAGACAAAGACCUAAGGAAUUUUUUUUUUGUUUGUUAAACUCAAACCUAUUGAAAAUUUUAAAAUCAUGUGACAAAGAAUGGACCAGAGAGUAAAUAAAUGUUUUUAUAAUGAAUGAACAAAAUGCAGUUCUGGAAUGUAAUUCUGAAACAUAUUCUUAAAUUCAGAACUAAAUUUAAAUUUUAUGGUUUUCUCAUUAUUUAGAGUUAAGGGGUAUGGCAACUUCAUCCUUAAAGUGGCUAAUUCAUUCAUUUUUGUGGUAAUCCUUGCAUGAGCAUUGGACUUCACCUAAUGAUGAGAUAGGUAAUUUACUGUUUAUUUUCGUUACAUGAUAGAAUUUGCAGCAAAUCAGAUUAAGGAGAGCUUUUUAAACCUUUCCUCAAAGAGAUUACCAGAAAUGAUCUGAACUUAUUUUCAGCUAACAGGAAGCUUCUUGAAAUCUAGCACUGCCAAAUCUAAGUUAUGCGUGACAAAAAAAUAAAACAGCUUCAUGUGAGUGCUCUGGUUGUAAAACUAUUCUGAUUUUUUUUACUCUUAACAUGAACAAAUGUUUCUAUAUCAGAAUUUAUUUUUGCGAUUUACUUACUCUUAAUAGAGAUACACAGUGCAGUAACUAAAGUCAUUUUUACUUCCUGAAACGCAGAAUAUAAACUAUUAUUUGACUAUAACAGUGUCUGUCUGAAAACAGACGUUAUUUUAACUUCCUGAAAUACAUAACAUAAAUUAUUUGCCUAACUGUUUUUACUGCCUUAAAGAAACAUAAUUUGUCCGCAACAGGGAUUUUAAAAAUUUUUGCUUUAACUGAUCCUUAAAUAGAGUACUUUAAAGUCUCAUAAUCUAGUAUGAAAAAAAAAAGCCACAACUUGAUAUGUUUGUUACCAGCAGAGUUAGAAGUGUUUCUGAAGAAGAAAAAAAAAACUCAGUUUAUUUUUUAAAAGAGGGUGCAACUCUGAAUCGCUUAAAUAAAAAGAAGUCAGUAAGUUUUGCAACUGGAAGACUCUUAUAUUCUUAGCAUUUAAUCAACCAAUUUUUAAAUAUUUUCUCUUUCUACACCUAAAUUAAGUCAGGUCCCAUAAUAGAGUGCAAUAUGCCAUUCACUAUGGCACAUUGAACUAGAUAUUGAUUUAUAUCUAAAAUUUUUAUGAAGUACCUGGUUAAUAUCUUAUAUACCUUUUGCUGUUACAACAGCUUUUUAGCAUGCAAGACGUUAAUAGGAUAAAAAGGAAUUCGUUUUUUUUCCUCUCUCCUAUUUCAUUUUAAAUAGUUUCUAAAUUUAGGUUCAUCAUUCAGUGCCUUCUAACACAACACUAUCGUGUGUUCGGACUUAUAGCUUAUUCUUCUACAUAGAUGCCUAAAAAGUUGAUAUUUGUUAAGAAAUUUAAAAAUGAAAUGAUUUGUUUUUAUUAUAAAAAAAAUUGUGUUUAUAGAAUUGAAAAAUAUAUAUAUAGAUGCGUGUAUAAGUGACUCAUAGCAUUACUUGUUCUGAAACGGGUGUUAUGUUUUUAGUGAUUCAAUAGCCAUGUUUCAACCAAGCCUUUUCUAGUGUCUUUGAAAUUUUACGAAAGUGUCAUGUCUUGAAAUAACACGAUUGAGCAUGUCAGCUCACUUCAGAAACUAAAAAGUAUUUUAUCUUGUGCUUCUGUUUAAAAAUUUAUGAAGCUGGUUGUGUUUGUGCUUAAAGUGCUGUUUAUAUAGUCGUGAGCCUCAUUGUUGUAGUUCUCAUUGUGUAUAAAACGUUUCAUUUAAAUUAUUUCCUUCGGGUUUCGUUUGUUUUUUUUAUUUAGCAGGAUAAAAUUUAUCUUUAAAAAAUUCUGAUAUUUUUAAAAUUGUUUACUGUUGAAAAAUAAAAGCUGACAUUUUUAUCGCUUUCGAAUUACUUUUGUGUUUGAAAUCGAGACUUUUUGAGUAAAUUAAUAUACCUCUGUAAAAGUAAGCACUAACCAGGAAUGCCAACUUAUUACGGGUUUUAACAUAGUUUUUUUUAUUGUAUCUAUUUAUUCCCUUACCCUAUUAAUUUGCUCAUUUUUAAAAGCAAUAAAAUUGAAGCGAAACAAAUCUUUCAAUUAAAUGAGAAGACCAAUAAUUAUUUUAUUAGCCAAUAAAAAUAAGUGAGCGUAUUAAAAAAAAUUCAUACCUUGUAAAUGCAUGAAUUAUUAAAUCUUUAUUUUUGUCCCAAGUGUUUUUCAUUCUAACACUUCCUUAUUUUAAGAAAUGUGGAACCUAUUACAUACUUUCUUUUUUUAAAAAAAAUACAGUUCGUUAUAUUUGAAGUUAUGCUUUAACAUCCUUAAUUAAAGAUUAGAUUUCAAUCACAAACAGUCCUUAUAAUGUGUUAUUUCAUAUGAAUAUGCAUCAAUUACGAUGCAUUUUAUAUUUAUAAUAAUUUAUUGUAAGGUUUCAAUUUUUAGCUAAAAACAUUUUUUAAAAAAUAUUUGCCAAACUUUUAAAUGCGUUAUUACUCUAUAAAUAAAUAAAGUUAGAAAUUGUAAUUCUUGUAAUGUUUAUAGCAGUACAAAGUGUAACAUAAACUUAAAGAUGCAUCCACUAAAAUAAGUGAAAAAAGAAAAGCUGCCAGUCAUACAGCAUUAAUGUGCUUUUCAGAUAUAUUUUCCGUGGAAGUUCAUUAGAUAAGGUGCUCUCGUUUUAUAUUUUAUUUUUCAAUGGUCUUAAAAUUUCAAUUUUAUUUAACAGUCAGGUUUCAAACCUGUAUAUUUUCGUUAAGAUUUCUACGAAUGUUUUCUAAACAUAGGUCACAAUUCAAAUUCCUCAAAAUAAUUGUUCAUAUUUUUUUAUUCUAGUGAAUUUCAUUUGUAUUGUUCUUUCUUAUUUAUUUCAAUGAUUUAAAUAAAAAAAAAGUAUCAGAUUUAAAAAUUGUGAUGUCAUAAAUAUGUACUAGAUCGUUCAAAAAGUAUAAAGUCAAACAUCUAAAAGUAUAAAUAAUUAGGAGCACUUUAGAACACACCCUAAUUAUAAUCAGUUCGUUAAAAGUCAAUGAAACGAAAUGAGAUAAAAACAUGACCUGUUACAAGUUGGCAUUUCUGUGUAAUUAAUUCCACUUUGCUACAACUCACCUUGUGGGUCACUUCUUUAUUGCAUAUUUUCUUGGGAACUUCUUUAAUAAAAGGUGCAACUCAUCUAGUCCUGUUACGGCUCCUGUGUAUAUGUAUUUGAAACAGUAAUAAAAGAUUUUGAUUUCUA